Messenger RNA from Ramularia collo-cygni, 852 nucleotides. RefSeq lists its product as uncharacterized. Gene Ontology annotation, cellular component: nucleus. The transcript has 2 exons. Bases 1 to 852 code for a protein of 283 amino acids. The record is from RefSeq and is a predicted model, not a curated record. Gene Ontology annotation, biological process: U6 snRNA 3'-end processing. Lineage: Eukaryota; Fungi; Ascomycota; Dothideomycetes; Mycosphaerellales; Mycosphaerellaceae. Gene Ontology annotation, molecular function: 3'-5'-RNA exonuclease activity.
AUGGGUCUCGUCGAGUAUUCCUCCUCCUCGGAAGACGACAACGAUGACAUCGAACAACACACAGCAAAGCGACGCAAACUCUUGGACGAGAAUAACCUGCUUCCGCCCCUGCCCUCCAAUUUCCGCGACCUGUAUUCCUCAACUGUACGCACCAGCACACAGGAUGAUCCCUCUUUACACGGAGGCCGGAAAAGAGUCACACCGCAUGUAGCGGGGAAUUGGCCUGCGCAUGUUUAUUUGGAGUGGACCCCGGAAAAGAAUCAGCAAAUUGUACUCGAGAAUUUGGUCUCCAGUAUUCAGGACAAGGAGACCGAGGGGAAAAAAAUCCACACCCUCCUGGAAAAUGACCUGGGCGUUCAACUCCCACUGCACAUCUCCCUCUCCCGACCUCUGACGCUCAAGACUGCCCAGAAAGACAAAUUCCUUGCGGAUUUGAAGACUGCGAUUAGCACGACCGGCGUUCGAGGUUUCGCGGUCACUCCGAACAAACUGACAUGGCAUCCCAACGAAGAUGGGACGCGCUGGUUUCUGGUGUUGAGUCUCAUACGUCCGGAGAACAAUGAAUUGCAAAAAUUGCUGGAUGUCUGUAAUAAGCUAGCUGGAGAGGCUGGGCAGCCAUUACUCUACCAAGGUUCGAAGAGCAGAGAAGUGGAUGACGGAAAAUUCCAUCUGAGUGUGGCUUGGUCGUUGACACCUCAAGAAGAAGGAGAGGUUGAUGUUGCGACUGGCAUCAAGGAGAAGCUGAAGGGUCUGAAAAUAGAGCUUGGGGAAGUGAAGGCGAGAAUCGGGCAGGACGUCACGAGUAUUCCGUUGAGGAAAAGAAGAGGAGCGCUAUUCGGAAGGGAAGACUGA